This is a messenger RNA of Melitaea cinxia (Glanville fritillary), 1188 nucleotides long. RefSeq names its product mesoderm induction early response protein 1. Gene Ontology annotation, biological process: negative regulation of transcription by RNA polymerase II. The coding region runs from base 1 to 1188 and encodes 395 amino acids. NCBI's taxonomy places the organism in Eukaryota, Metazoa, Arthropoda, Insecta, Lepidoptera, Nymphalidae. Gene Ontology annotation, cellular component: nucleoplasm. The transcript has a single exon. The record is from RefSeq and is a predicted model, not a curated record. Gene Ontology annotation, molecular function: histone deacetylase binding; transcription corepressor activity.
AUGACAGAGUGCGCGCUGGUAGCCACUGUAAGCGAGCACGAUGCCAGUAUGGAUGUGGGAAAUGACAAAUCCCUAUUCGAGCCUACUAUUGAUAUGAUGGUAAAUGAUUUCGACGACGAGAGAACCCUAGACGAAGAAGAAGCUUUGGCGGCAGGUGAGCGUCAAGACCCGAAGGCUGAAUUAAAUAGUCUGCAGCGGGAAGGUGAUAUGCCUUUAGAGGAAUUACUUGCUUUAUACGGUUACAAUAGAAAUAUGGAUAAACCUAUUCCAGAACAACCACCAGAGGUGGUUCCUGAGGAGAUUGAGAAGCCGGAAUCCGCCUUGCAGCAGUUAUACAAUGAUAACGCUAGUCCCGAGGCCCCGCGGGUCCUUCGAUCUGGUUCGAGACCGCCCUCUGAAGAGGAAGAUGACUAUGACUACAGUCCUGAUGAAGACGACUGGAAGAAAACCAUUAUGGUAGGUAAUGACUUUCAAGCAGGUAUACCAGAAGGAUUAUGCAGCUAUGAUGAUGCAUUGCCCUAUGAAAAUGAGGAUAAGUUACUAUGGAACCCGAGUGUUCUCGAUGAAAAAGUUAUUGAAGAUUAUAUGAAAAAGAUUUGUGCUAUGAAUUCAGGAACCGGCAUUGAUGCUGUACCUAAAGGGAAGCAGCUACGAGAUGAUGAAGAGGCCUUAUUUCUGCUGCAACAAUGUGGCCACAAUGUUGAAGAAGCACUGAGGAGACGGAGAAUUUCAGCUCAGACCCCAGCCCAUGCCAGCGUGUGGUCUGAAGAAGAAUGUAGGAAUUUCGAAAAUGGCAUCAAAGUUCAUGGUAAAGAUUUUCACUUAAUACGUCAACAAAAGGUAAGAACAAGGUCGGUCGGUGAGCUUGUACAAUUUUACUAUAUUUGGAAGAAGACAGAAAGACAUGAUAUAUUUGCGAACAAGACACGGUUAGAAAAAAAGAAGUAUACUCUGCAUCCUGGACAUACUGAUUACAUGGACAGGUUCUUGGAAGAGCAAGAAGCUUCUGGUACGAGUGUUGUAAGACCGGUUUCUCCAACACCUAUGAUGGUGUACGUGCCUUCACCAGCUACUCAGCCCGAUCCUUUAGCUUUAGGUGAAAAAGAGGUCUUUUCUCAACUUAACACUCACACUACACCGCCUCGAACCUUGUCGACCGAGGAACCAGAGCCCGAUACAGUUUCCUAA